This is a messenger RNA of Equus quagga, 569 nucleotides long. RefSeq names its product histone H3.1. The transcript has a single exon. Gene Ontology annotation, molecular function: DNA binding; structural constituent of chromatin; protein heterodimerization activity. The coding region runs from base 159 to 569 and encodes 136 amino acids. Gene Ontology annotation, cellular component: nucleosome. Lineage: Eukaryota; Metazoa; Chordata; Mammalia; Perissodactyla; Equidae. The record is from RefSeq and is a predicted model, not a curated record.
AUCCGGGCAGCCAGGCACGAAGCUGGACCAAUCCGGGGAGGGCGCGGGGACUUUUGAAUGUUCUUGGGCCCAAUAGUUGCUGACCUGGCUGUAUAAAAGAAGGAUGGCUCCGUGCUUUACAUUGGCGUCUGAAAAGACAGUCUUUGUGAGCUUUCGUGAUGGCUCGUACUAAGCAGACAGCUCGUAAGUCCACCGGCGGUAAGGCGCCGCGCAAGCAGCUGGCCACCAAGGCGGCUCGCAAGAGCGCGCCGGCCACGGGCGGCGUGAAGAAGCCCCACCGCUACCGGCCCGGCACGGUGGCCCUGCGCGAGAUCCGCCGCUACCAGAAGUCCACCGAGCUGCUGAUCCGCAAGCUGCCCUUCCAGCGCCUGGUGCGCGAGAUCGCGCAGGACUUCAAGACCGACCUGCGCUUCCAGAGCUCGGCCGUGAUGGCGCUGCAGGAGGCGUGCGAGGCCUACCUGGUGGGGCUGUUUGAGGACACCAACCUGUGUGCCAUCCACGCCAAGCGCGUCACUAUCAUGCCCAAGGACAUCCAGCUCGCGCGCCGCAUCCGUGGUGAAAGAGCAUAA